Molecule: messenger RNA, 1616 nt
Organism: Emiliania huxleyi CCMP1516
Lineage: Eukaryota; Haptophyta; Isochrysidales; Noelaerhabdaceae
Exons: 11
Coding region: 76-1461 (461 amino acids)
Molecular function (GO): protein binding
Source: RefSeq, a predicted model, not a curated record
GCGGGGACCCCGCAGCAGCAUGGCGGCCCCCCUCUUUCCGGCGGCUUCCUGAACGUUUGAGCUCGCCCGAGCAAAAUGUCCGGCAGGAGCCACAGCGGCCGAGAUCAGGCUCCGCGCACCGACUUCUGCCGCCUCCAGGAGCUCGACGCCGUUCUCUCCGAGGACGUCGAGCGGAGGACGAUCAACAUGGGCGGUUUGCGCACGGUCGACCUCGGCCACGGGCGCAGCAAGCCGGCCGAAACAGUGCGGCUUGGUGACAAGAUGGGAAUGGCAGCCCAGGCCAACGACCUCGUCAAGGUGCAGCGCCUGAUCAAAAGAGGUGUCUCGGUCAACGCCCGCAACUCGACCUCGGGCGUCACCCCGCUCGGCGUCGCGGCGGAGCGCGGUCACGACGACAUGGUCAAGGUGCUUCUCGGCGCGAGGGCGAACCUUGACGACACGACGCGCGAGGGGAUGACGCCGCUGCACAUCUGCUGCCAGUUCGGGCGCGCAGACACGGUGCGGCUUCUCGCGGCGGCGGGGGCCAACGUCAACUCGGUGGCUCGCAACUUGCCGCCCGGCCACGAGCAGACCUCCUCCACACCGCUCAUGUCGGCAGCUGGCCGGCUUUCCGUGCCGACAGUGAAGGCCCUCCUCGAGGCGCGGGCCGACGUCAACUUCCGCCCGCGCCCCGCCCGAGGCUGCACCGCCCUCCACCUCGCCUGCCGGCUGGGCGCGCUCGACGUGCUGCAGGCGCUUCUCGACAGCGGCUGCGCGAACACGGGCAUCCGCAACCGAGAGGGCGAGCCGCCGCGAGACGCCCCGCGAGACGGCGAUCGUGUGGAGCUUCUCGCGCCGGCACCUCAAGUGCGCGCUGCUGCUGCGCGAGCACGAGGCGGAGGACGCGCCGCCCCCGCUCUCCGACAAGUCCGACAGGUACAUCGCCGCGGCGAUGGCGCGGCUGGCGGCGGCGGUGGAGUCAAACAGGGCCGACCUCGUCGACAGCGAGGAGGGUGGCGGCGAGGGAGCCAAGCUGGCGCUUCCGUCGGAGCUGGAGACUGCGCCCUUCCGUCGGAGCUGCUCUCUGCGUACAUGCGCGCCGGCUCCGCGCUCGGUGACGUCGGUAUGAUCAAGAACCUCGCCGCGGCGCCGACCAGCCUCGCUUGCGCGCAGCCCGACCUCGUCAACGUGCCCGACGCGACGGGGCGCACGGCGCUGCACGCCGCAUGCGAGAAUGGGCACGUCGGCAUCGCCGCGGCGCUGCUGGGGAACGGCGCGUAUGUCGACGCGCAGCGGAAGGACGGGCAGACCCCGCUGCAUGUCGUUUGCGCAGGCGGCCACCCGCUGCUCGUGCAGCUGCUCCUCCGGCACGGCGCCAGCCAGAGCAUCCCGGACGAGGCCGGGAAGGUGGCGCGGGACGUCGCAACACCCGAGGCGGCCGCGGCGUUGCCACCGUCGCUGCCGGAGCUAGGCAUCUUGUGAUAGUGCGCAACCCCACGAGGACGACCUGAUUCGUUGUGUGCAUCUACGAGUAAGGCAAUGGUGUACUGACGUAGUUACCGCUCUACGUAAAGCCACGGUGUAGACUACAAGUUGUAGUUGUGAGUCUGUAGCGGCUCUGUACAGUCCACACAUAA